This is a messenger RNA of Centruroides sculpturatus (bark scorpion), 1354 nucleotides long. RefSeq lists its product as uncharacterized. The transcript has 7 exons. NCBI's taxonomy places the organism in Eukaryota, Metazoa, Arthropoda, Arachnida, Scorpiones, Buthidae. The coding region runs from base 1 to 1131 and encodes 376 amino acids. The record is from RefSeq and is a predicted model, not a curated record.
AUGCCGAGUGUGGAGAAAUUAUUUGAAACAGACACCAGAAGAGGUACUCAUGUGGAACAAAAUUUCGAGGUACUUUCAUAUCCAAAUGACUAUGCGAUUGAUACUCCUGCUGGAAGAUUUAGAGAAGUAAUUAAAACAUGGGCAUCUGAAAUAACAAGUUUAUCUGGAAAAAUUAUUAAAAAUUUUCGGUCUGCUGAAAGCCCUAAAAAAAAUUGGGUAAAUAUAUUUCGGGCAACGACGUAUAAAGUGGGAUGCGAUUCUAUAAACUAUAAAGUGGAUAACGAAACAUAUAGGGAAAUAUAUGUAUGCAAUUAUACACCUGCGACUUUGACAGAAGGAGAAGAAAUAUAUGAAAAAGGAGUUUCGUGUAGUAACUGUCCAGAUGGAAUGGGAUGUGAUACUGUUUAUAAACGUUUAUGUGCACCCAUAAAAACUAGUACUACUAGUACAAUUGCUGCUCCUAUUACUGUUCCUGCUUCUACAACUGCUGCUUCAACCACAACUGCUGCCGCACCCACCACGACUGCUGCUGCUCCCACCAUAACUGCCCCUCCUUCCACGACUGUCCCUGCUUCUUCUGUUGUUUCUAGUACUCUUACUAAUAUUAAUGCUGAUAAUCUUACUUCUACUACUAUCACUACCAUUACCAGUACAAUUACUACACUCCAAACCACUUUUAUAAACAAUGAAAUUUUAUGGGAAUGUGACUUUUCCAUUGGGACAAAGAAACAAUGCGAAUUUGAAAUGCAAUGUUAUAAAAAUUGGAAGACAAUUUGUGGGUUUGGAGAUUGCUAUCAAGAAAUUAUAAUACAUAAGCCAAAGUCUUCCCUACUGUUUAUAAUACCUAUUUCAAUAGAGGACCAAGCUUGUCUAAUAUUUGAUUACAAAAAAGAAUAUUUGUCUAUAGCUCAAGAUAAAAGUAGAUUAAUUGCAGUAGCUGUUUGGAACGAAGGCGAAAAUUACGCAGCAGUAAUUAUAGAUGAUGAUGCUGAUAUUUGGACGAUGGUCAGUCUUCUUAUUCCUGUGAGAAAUCAAGAAAUUCAGAUUGGAUUUAUUGUUUGUAAACCAAACAAUUCUGAAGGACAAAAGAUCUCCAUUAGAAAUGUGCACGUUCUAAAUGGAUCCUGCUAAAGUAAUCGGAAAAGGAAUGUUUUCCAAAAAAUAUUUUACGACAAUAUUUUUAAUUGGAAAUCGCUCCAUCUAUAUUUAUAGUAAAAAUUGUCAUCGAAGUUUGUUCGCGUUAAAUGAUUCUUUAGCACUGAAAAGUCAAUCUUAUUGAUUAUAACAAUCAGUUUAAAUUAUAAACAAUAUUCCAUUUGUAAUUGUACUAUUUAAGAGCAGCAAUUAAAUAAAC